AACUUUUCGGCCACAUUUUAUAGGUCACAGUAUGAUCGAGGUGGUGUGUAACGAUCGUCUGGGUAAGAAAGUCCGGGUUAAGUGCAACCCAGACGACACCAUUGGAGACCUGAAGAAACUCAUUGCAGCUCAGACCGGGACACGAUAUGACAAAAUAGUAUUAAAGAAAUGGUACACCAUAUUCAAGGACCACGUGUCUCUGGAUGACUAUGAAAUCCAUGAUGGGAUGAACUUGGAGUUGUAUUACCAGUAAAUUUCUGGAGUUUCUGGACAGAGAUGCACAUCGGGGCUGCAUGAUGGAAGAAAAAUGUA
Messenger RNA from Periophthalmus magnuspinnatus, 312 nucleotides. It is a transcript of the gene ubl5, whose product is annotated as ubiquitin like 5. The coding region runs from base 32 to 253 and encodes 73 amino acids. Gene Ontology annotation, molecular function: protein binding; protein tag activity. Gene Ontology annotation, biological process: mRNA splicing, via spliceosome; protein modification process. The record is from RefSeq and is a predicted model, not a curated record. Gene Ontology annotation, cellular component: nucleus; cytoplasm. The transcript has 5 exons. Lineage: Eukaryota; Metazoa; Chordata; Actinopteri; Gobiiformes; Gobiidae.